Didymodactylos carnosus is the source of this 1209-nucleotide messenger RNA. Lineage: Eukaryota; Metazoa; Rotifera; Eurotatoria; Philodinida; Philodinidae. The record is from the annotation of a GenBank genome assembly.
AUGUUUACCGACAGCCAGACAGUUCAUGGAUCAACUUCUCUGUUAUUCAUAAACAGAAGUCGAAAAUAUUGUCUGUGUCGUUGGUUGCAAAAUUUCAUAUUAGGAUUUUUAAUUUUUAUACCAUUGUUUAUGCUAUCAUGGUAUAUUGCAAUUAAAAUACGAUAUAAAAAUAAUCAAUGUAUUAGAACGUACAAUAGUUCUGUUUUAAAUACUAGUAAUAAUACAAAUAUUCUUUCACACAAUUUCACCAACUUUAAUCAACUGGCAUUACAUCAUUUUCAGAUAUUGGGCACUCAUAACAGUUAUCAUUCUGAAGUUUCGAUUUCAUCGCAAAUGGAUUUUGGUAUUCGACAAAUUGAAUUAGACGUUCAUAUAAUCUCUGGGAAGGGAGGUUAUCUUGUAUAUCAUUUACAAUUGAUAGAUGACUACACAAAUUGUUAUUGUUUAAGCGAAUGUCUACAAUUAAUAUUAAAAUGGAGUCAACGAAAUCGUCUUCAUUAUCCAGUCUUUUUAUUCAUUGAAAUUAAAAGCAUGUUCUAUGAAGAUAUGGUAACUGGUUUUACAGGUGUGAAAUGCGCACAUUUAGAAUCGAUAAAACAGCAAAUUUUAACAAUUUUCCCUUCUGAACGUCUAAUUGCACCCGAUCAAAUACAAGGAAAUUUCACGAGUAUAACUGCAGCAUUAAAACAACAAAAACUAGACGAAGUUCACGGCAAUUAUAGCUAUCACGGAUAUGGAUGGAUGCCUCUUGCGUCUUCACUAGGUAAAAUUAUGCCAGUGUAUUUAGAUGAUGCUCAUAAUAUAGCGGAUCGACUGACAUGUUUAACAAAAAAUCCCAUCGCUGCAUAUCGAUUCUUUUUCAUAGCACAAUCACAUAUUGACCGUUCCUAUGCAGCUAUUGUCGUUCUGAAUACUAUUACAACAAAACAGUCCGAAACGGCCAUCAAAACAAGUCUAGCAAAUGGUAAAAUCAUUCGUACAUCGAUUUUCUCAAAUUACAAACUGUAUGAAAGAGCAUUCGAACUAGGUAUACAUAUCAUCAGUUUUGAUUUCAAAAAGUGUAUCAUAGACCCACUAUCUACACCAUAUUGUAAUAAUUUACCUAAUGGCCUUUUUCUUAACAAACCUCUUGUGUGUAACUCGAGAACGGCCCCUAGAUUUUGUGAAAUAUCAGUGAAUCAAGUUGGAGCAAAUGGUAUUCUAUUUUAA